GGAACCGUUGAUGCUAGCUGCUAGCAGUUAACAUUACUAGCAUGUCGAAGAUGGUGCGAGUCGUUCGGCUCCACUCUUCGUAUUUUAAGCCUCUGCGCCGGUGGCGCUUGGCAGCCACGGGCGGCUCUCACUUCCUUAUUCAUACGAGUGUCUAUCUGUGCUGACUGGUGCUUGGGGGGUAAAAACCGAAGACAGUUGGAUCAUGACGACAGAGAGAAACAGCAAAGCCCUGAAGGUGAAGCAGGAGUGUGGCGAGAAUGUUCCCUUCCUGUCGGACAGUGAGCUCAUGUCCCUCACGGUGCGGGAGCUGAACCUCCACCUGCGCGGCAUGUCCCGCGACGAGAUCCAGAAGUUGAAGCAGCGGCGUCGCACCUUGAAGAACCGGGGCUAUGCCGCCAGCUGCCGGGUCAAGCGGGUGUCCCAGCGCGAGGCCCUGGAGCAACAGAAGACGGAACUUCAGAGGGAGGUGGAGAGGCUCGGGGCCGAGAACGCCGGCAUGAGGAAAGAGCUGGAGGGCCUUGGCGCGCGUCUGGCCGCCCUCCAGAGAUUCGCCAGGGGUCUGGAAUCCGGCGGGGGCAACCUGCUGGCUACGGCCCCGCGCCUCAACACCGCCUCCGUCAUCACCAUCGUCAAGAGUCCACCACAGCCUCAGGCACAGAGAGAACACGAGCCGUCCUAGAAGGAGCUGCUGCAACCAGACUUUGGGGAGGGAUGCACAACCUGCAAUGCAAACACACACACACACACACACACACACACACACACACACACACACACACACACACACACAUUCUCACAAACACACACAACGCAUGCAGACAUACAUAUACUAGACACCGUACACAUGCUGGAGAACAGGAAGACAAAUAGGAAAAUUAGUAGGAAAAUACUAAACACUUGUUUGCAUCACGCCCCGUUCACAUUAUGACGCGACCGUCGUUCAGUCCCGCGUGACACCGUGCCGACACAGUGGUGUGUGACAACAGCUACGCUUAGUUUUCCCAAAGUAACGGCUGAGAAAUCAUCAAGGACAAGUGGAGGUGUUCUCUACUUAAUGCUUCUUCUUCUUUUUAAUAACACUGCAGCUUCGCUGACUGAAAUGUACUUUAGCACGUUUGCUUAGAAACUCUGAGUUAUGUUCAGAACAAUACGCGGCAGGCGUAAUGUGAACGAGGUGUUGGCGCACUGAUGCACAUGCACAACGAACCCUCACACUCAACCCCCCCCCCCCCCCCCCCCCCCCCCCCCCCCCCCCCCCCCCCCCCCAGACAUUGACUAAAGUGGGCUCUGACUGAAGCCGGAGCAACUCAACCAGAGUUACUGUACAUCUCCAACCGCUCAACAAAUCCAGCCGCGACGCUGCGGCUCUCUGAUUGUGCUGCCGAAAAGACCAGGGCUUCUCCCCACUUCCGUUUAUGGCACCUGACCAACAGCGAAACGCCAGGGUGGAGCCGAUGUACAGUGUGUGCUGCUUCCUCCGACUCGACAAAGUCUGCAUUCCUGGUACAAUGGUAGUCUCAAGUUAUUAGCCUUUUCUUUCUUUUUCUCACACCGGCCGAGGGUCACGAGUUUCUGUUAGCACGCAGGAGAGCGUCUCACGUUAUGAAUCACUUGUUCAUUAAUGCAGAGUUUCUCCACCUGGGUGUCACUUGAUAUUCAGGCAAGGGGCCACGGGAGAUUCCCCCCAGACUCCACACUAAUUUAUUGACAUCUCCUUCAUUCUCUUCUAAAAUACAGCAGUAGGCCCCAUACCCAGAUUCACCUGACAGUGUCAGUGAUGACGCCACGGGGAUUUUGUAAGCAGAAAUUGUCACACACUCCAGGAAGAGGUUGAGAAACACUGCGUCCGUGAAUCAUGAGUUCAAAACUGUCCAUUUUGGUGAACCUUUCUUCACUUUCGGAUUGGCCGGUCACUGCUCCCUUUUCCUACUCCAGCCCUUCGUUGGAGGAGAACGUAGUUUUGUACUGCUUGUGCACACAUUUCCCACAUUACUGCAGUGCCUUCAGUGUAUGUAGGAGUUACAAGAAUGCAAACCUAAGAGAGAAAAAGGUUGAAAACAGACUGUAGUCGCUCCUUCUUGACCUGUUCAUGACCACACUUUCCUGCUGUCUUCACUGUAUUCUCUCGAUUCUUCUUCUCCUCUUCUUUCUGAGCUGUCAUCCCUCUUACUUGUCUCACGAUCACAGUCUGCUGUGGCUUCCCUCCUUUUUUCCCCCCAUAUCUGGUCGACUCCUAACAACAGAUGUUGGUCAUUUAGCCAAAAACGUGUCGAAGCGUAGUCGCAUCUGGUAGAUAUUACACUCAAAUUGAUGCAAAUCUGCUGCAAACAUUCCCGGGUCUUUUUUUUGUUUUGUUUUGUUCUUAUUUGUCAUGUUUGUAUGUGCCGUUGAGAGACGAAAAUGUUGAGUGACAUUUAUCAAGAGAUAUAUUCUAUAUUUUAUUUGUAUUUAAAGGUAGAUAUUAUGAAAAGACAAGCUAACGAGUGCUGUGAUGUUCUGUUUUCGGACGUACUUAUGACUAGUCUGGGGAUAUUCUCAUGUCUAAUAAUUGUGUCGUGUGGCGACGGUGAUUACUUUGCAAAAUGUUAAUUAUUAGCUGUGUAGAAGUAUGCUCAAAGCCAAUGGCCAUAUUGCUGUAUGAUGAUUUUUGUGUGUGUGUGUUUUUUUUGCUAUGUUUGUACUGGCCUGUCACAGUGGAUUCUUGGAGGGAUAUUAUUUUUCUAUGAUGGUUUAUAUAUGUUAUUUGUGUGGAGAGAAAAAAAUGACGGUCACUUCUGAGUUGGACAGAAAACACAGGGCGGGUUAAAGGAAAAGCGUGAGCGGGGGAGAAAUGUUGGGAGAGAAAGAUUGAGACGAGGAGGAGAGGAGAAGGGUUGAGGAGUUGUCUGAUGAUGGAGAAAGAAAGUAGGCAAGGCGGAAAGAAGACUGGGAAAGAAGGUGGAAAGAAGAUGCCGUUUUAUUCACUUGAAAACCUCCGUCGGUCGUCGGCCCGUUUCAGUCAAGUCGUGCUCAAACCGUGGAGCCGAGGCCACUGAAUAGAACUAGCAAUAUCAUGUGUAAGCAGGCAUUGUAACACACAAGACUGUGUUGACGAAUAACUCCUUCAGAUACGAGGCAUAUAUUUAGCUAUAUGAAUAUCAGUGUGGCAAAGCAUUUAUCCUCAAUAUUUUAACGUCUCACAUCUUCGUCAACUUGUGCUGGAUGUUUUGUAAUACUUGCAAAACAAAAAAUGGUCUUUGUAUUUAUUACCUGUAUUUUUUCUAUUGUGAAAAUUUAAGUACAUUGUCUAUUUUAAAUAUUAAUUAUAAUAAAUGUUGUACAUAUUGUACAUAAAAUGGU
This is a messenger RNA of Scophthalmus maximus (turbot), 3339 nucleotides long. It is a transcript of the gene maff, whose product is annotated as v-maf avian musculoaponeurotic fibrosarcoma oncogene homolog F. The transcript is spliced from 3 exons. The record is from RefSeq and is a predicted model, not a curated record. Gene Ontology annotation, cellular component: nucleus. Gene Ontology annotation, molecular function: DNA-binding transcription factor activity, RNA polymerase II-specific; RNA polymerase II cis-regulatory region sequence-specific DNA binding. Gene Ontology annotation, biological process: regulation of epidermal cell differentiation; regulation of transcription by RNA polymerase II. Bases 203 to 679 code for a protein of 158 amino acids. NCBI's taxonomy places the organism in Eukaryota, Metazoa, Chordata, Actinopteri, Pleuronectiformes, Scophthalmidae.